This is a messenger RNA of Pyricularia oryzae 70-15, 978 nucleotides long. RefSeq lists its product as uncharacterized. Lineage: Eukaryota; Fungi; Ascomycota; Sordariomycetes; Magnaporthales; Pyriculariaceae. Gene Ontology annotation, cellular component: extracellular region. The record is from RefSeq and is a predicted model, not a curated record. Bases 139 to 978 code for a protein of 279 amino acids. The transcript has 4 exons.
CAGAACAGAUUCUCUUCAUCUUUCUUCUGCAGAUCCAGAUUUGCUCCUCAACAGCAGGUAUUCGACCCCGCAAGAUUCGACAACAAAAGACUUCUCUUUUUUGGACUAUCACCAUCCAAAUCACCUUCUUCUCUCAAAAUGAGGGCCUCACUUUGCCUUGUCGCCUCCGGCGCCAUCCUUGCGCUGGCAGGACCUCUUGAGAUCCGUGGAAUCCACACAGAGUUUGUCACCGACAUUGUCUAUGUCACCGUUACCGAAGACGAUUCCGAGCCAACAUCCUCACCUGUGCUUGAGCAAAGCACACCGGUCAUGACAUCGACAUCUUCCGUGCAGUCUCCGGUUUCGACAACACAUCAGCCCCAAGAGACCAGUGCAGCGGCCGCACAGCCAAAUGUUCCCGUCGAGAACAUCAAGAAGCAGCAGUCCAACAGCAACUCCAAGGCUUCCAAGGGUACCAAUGCCUUUCAGAACACGGCUGUUUACCACCACAACAUCCACCGCGAGAACAACUCGGCUAGUGCCCUCGAGUGGGACAGCACGUAUGCAGGCUAUGCUGCGGAGACUGGCAAAUCGUGCAAGUUUGCACACGACCUGUCUCCCGGUGGUGGCGGUUAUGGCCAGAACCUUGCCAUGUGGGGAUCAAGCAACGACCCCGAGAAGCUUGGCGCUAACACCGCCAUCGCGCAAGCCAUCACCAACAUGUGGUACAACGGAGAAAUCACUCUGUACCCUUCAGAGAACUACGGGCUUGAUAACCCGGUUUCGGGAAAUUUCGAGAAGUAUGGUCACUAUACACAAGUCGUCUGGGCCGGCACUAAGAAGGUCGGGUGCCACGCCCAGUUCUGCCCCAAGGGCACCAUGUUCAAGGACAUGGGCGCUUGGUUCAGCGUCUGCAACUACUACCCUGCUGGCAACAUGGGUGGCGAAUACGGUAAGAACGUUCUGAAACCUCAAAACAAGCAAACUAUCUCGGCUUGA